GCUGGGUGCAAUCUCUCAGCCUGCCUUCAACACCUUUGAGUUGAAGUGUGCGUGUGAGAGAGAGAGAAAGGAGGAAGGGACGGCGGGGCGGAACGGAGCUCGGUUCAUCUCAGUCGCUGCAAUAUUGACUUAUAGAGAAACGAUGAACGAGUGGAGGAUGGAGCUACAAGCGGCAGGUUUAGAACACCUGGAGAUCUUCUGCUUGGGACUAUUGCAAUUGUUUUAAAACAAGGCUAGUGUAAAUAGGAGUCAGGCAAUUGUCGGAUUCGGGAGAGGUUGAGUCUGGGCGUGCGAAUUUUGCUUUAAUCCGGUGUCACUUGGUUGGAGCGGAGGCUCGGACGCCGGCUGCUGUCUGCGCUCGCUGCUCGGGACCCGGUGCCGCGGUCCGGCCAUGGAGACGGUGCGGGGCUCGAACCCCGGUGCCCGCAGCCGCUGAUCCUCACACGAUGGAUACUGGUGCCACCUCCUCGCUGUUCACGAACCUGUCCGCCGGCGGGACAGGGCACACCGUGGGCAUCCGCUCUGCCUCCGUCCCGGUCAACAUACUGCUGGAAACCAUCAUGGUCCUGAUGUGUGUGGCUGCUAUCACAGGUAACGUUCUGGUGAUUGCCAUUAUCGCUGUGACCAAACACUUCCACUCGGUGACCUCAGUGUUUCUGGUCAAUCUGGCUGUCAGUGACUGUUUGGUGGGGCUUGGAGUCAUGCCAUUUGUUGCCAUGUCCGUGUUUUACCAGGAUUGGAACAGAUACAACGACCUGUGUCUCUACGUGGGCUACACCUCGUCGGUCUACUGCACGGCCUCAGUGCUGACGCUGGCUGCCAUCGCCCUGGACCGCUACCACGCCAUCAUUGACUGCCUGCAGUACAACUCGCAGAGCACCGUGCGUCGCACGGCCGCCACUGUGGUCUGGAUCUGGCUGCAGUCGGCCCUCAGCAGCUGCCCUCCGCUGCUGGGCUGGGGGCGCUUCGGCUACUCACCGGCCAUCCGCAGCUGCUCGGUGGCCUGGGCCGACAGCCUGAGCUACACGGGCUUCGUGGCCGUCGUGUCCUUCCUGCUGCCCGCCUCUGUCAUGAUCUUCUGCUAUGUGCGCAUCGUCAAGGUAGCACGGGGCCAUGCCAAGCGGAUCCACGAUAUCGAGAACCAGCUGCAGCGCCGCCCGCCCGGUCGCGCCGCAGCCCCCGACCGCCCCACAUUCUCACAGCUCAUCUCCAGCGUCAACUUGCCCAUCAUCGCCGAUCACCGGUGCGAGGAGGCCCAGGGCCGCUGCCGCAGGCUGCAGGCCAAGGGGCCGGACAUCUUCUGCAAGUACGGCAGCCCAGGCCGCGAACACCACGGCGCCUUCCGACUCUUCCUGGUCAUCUUCGCCUUCUUCUGCUGCUGGGUGCCAUACGAGGUGGUGGGGCUGGUGCAGGCCAUCGAGAUGGCGGUGGUGGGUGGCCAGCAGGCCUCAAGUGUGCCGCCCGGCCUGGUGACAGCGGCCCACUGGCUGGCCCUGCUCAACUCGGACAUCAACCCGUUGCUGUACGCGCUGCUCAGCAAGAGGUUCCGCAAGGCCCUGCGCCAUUGGCAGCGCCGGCUGGAAGCCAAGGUGGGUCUCGGGCGGGCCCGGCGGGAGGAAGCGGCCGCUGCCGCUGGGCUCUCCGCCCUCCUGCACGCCAAGCCGCCGGCCAGCCAGAGGAGGACCAGCUCCAACGUGACGGCCAUCAGCCAGCUCAGCCCCCGCCAGCCAGGGCUCCAGGCCCGCUCCUGCUCCGUCUUCUCCAUCAGCUCCCUGCCCCGCAGCGGGCAAGAUGAGCCCUUGGACGACCUGCUGUCCUGCCCGGCCUCCGCCAGCUCCCUGGUCUUCGUGCCGUGCGGCAAGAUGUCGGAGCGCCACAGGGACCCGCAGAACGAUCCCUGUCCCAAACAAUACUUGAAAGUCCCGCAGCUUUCCCAGGAGGCUGACACCAUGCUGUUGCCGUCACAGACUUUCAGUGAGAAGCAAUCGUCCACUUAUGUAUUUGGAAAUAUCAUCGUUAAGGUUGAAAACGAUGCACUUGACCUGUAGAUGCUUCGAACGUUGCUGCGCCAGUUGUAAACUGUAAACAAUGGGGUACUGUGGGUUGCAUUAGUCCAUGCAAGUGCCAAAACAGUGAGUCCUAGUUGACUCAACUGCAGGUUAAACACAAGCAUGGGUAUUGUGCACACAUAGCCCAGACUCAUUUCAGGUAGGGGAGACAUUAAAGAAGCCUUGGAAGAAAUAAAACAGUGUAUAGGGUUGAAUGGCAGGGAAAAGCCCAGUUGAUCUUACAUGCUGUCUCACACUCUUGAUGGCUUGAGCACAAUCGUUUAAUGCUAGAGCGAGCCAUUUGUCAGUUUACAUCAUGUUGACACCUACAAGCAGUCCAGUCAGUGCUGUUCCUCCAUUCCUAUCCUGUAGUCCAGCAAAUUACACUCUCUGAAGUGUCUAACAAAUACGAAUGCCCCGUUGAAGGCUCAGAUUGCUUUUACCAGCCUUGCUAGUAGAGCACCACAUCACAACAACCCUCUACACAAAGUUUUCCUCAUAUCCCCUUUGUACCUUUUGUCCAAAUCUAUGCCCCUCUCCUUGGGCCUUCAACCAGCUGCUAAUGGGAUAAGGCACCUCUCUAUUUGGAAAAACUCAGCAUAACAGUAAUUUGACUCGAUGCUUCUCUGAGCACCCCCCACCCACCCCAAAAUAUACACAAACAGAUACUACAUAACUCCCAAUGACAGGCAAAAAGUGAAAAGGAAAAACAUGAACCAAUACGGGAGAAUUAUAUCUGUGCUGUCCCAAUCUGUAUUGAAGUAAGAAAUCAAAGACAAAUGGUGUGAAUCAUCUAUGCACCUUAACACUGUUCAUUGCGCAUCCCAUGGAUGAUGUGACUACAGCCUUUUAAAUGGCUUUAAAGAGAAUCAGAUCUAUUCAUUUUGUGUUUCAUUUAACACGUUUGACACGAUCAUCCAAUGUCAGCUCUGUUUCACUGACCACAAAUGUUGCCUGACUCAUAGAACAUAGAACAACACAGCACAAUUACAGGCCUUUUGGCCCAACAUUUCUGUACCAAGCAAGAUGUCAAGAAACUAAUCACCUCUGCUUCUCUGCCAGCAUGUCCUUCAUAUCCCUUCAUCCCUGCAUAUCUGAUGUGUGCCUAUCUAAAAGCCUUUUAAAUACCACUACU
This is a messenger RNA of Amblyraja radiata (thorny skate), 3183 nucleotides long. RefSeq names its product beta-3 adrenergic receptor. NCBI's taxonomy places the organism in Eukaryota, Metazoa, Chordata, Chondrichthyes, Rajiformes, Rajidae. The record is from RefSeq and is a predicted model, not a curated record. Bases 447 to 2048 code for a protein of 533 amino acids. Gene Ontology annotation, molecular function: G protein-coupled receptor activity. Gene Ontology annotation, biological process: G protein-coupled receptor signaling pathway. The transcript is spliced from 3 exons. Gene Ontology annotation, cellular component: membrane.